This is a messenger RNA of Lachancea meyersii CBS 8951, 1839 nucleotides long. The record is from the annotation of a GenBank genome assembly. Lineage: Eukaryota; Fungi; Ascomycota; Saccharomycetes; Saccharomycetales; Saccharomycetaceae.
AUGCCUAACUUGCUCGGGAGAAGCGUAUUCCACCAUAGCAAGGGCCUUCACGGUGCAGCCCACGACCCCAGCUCGCAUUCAGACACUAAUGUGCGCAGCAGCCGGUCGUUUCUCGGGUUUAUGAACCACACCAGCAGUCGCGAAUCGGUGGGUAGUGACUCUGGGAACGAGUCCCGCGGGAACAUCAAGCGUUCCGGUGGAUCCAUGAACGAGUUGAAGCGGUUUUUCCGUCCUGCUAUUUUGCACCGCAAACCGUCACAAAAUAAUCUGCGAAACGGGUCCCCAGACCACCAUUCACACACGCAAUCGGCCAUUCCUCCGUCUUCAGAUUCGACGCUGUCGUUAUCCAAUCGUGUCAACAUCUAUCACGAUGACUCCAUCCUAGCUCAAAAAUACGGGAAAUUAGGUAAAGUAUUGGGCUCCGGCGCUGGUGGAUCUGUGCGUGUCAUCACUAGACCUAGUGAUGGGGCAACCUUUGCCGUAAAAGAGUUCCGGCCCCGAAGGCCUAACGAACUGGUCAAGGAUUACGCGAAGAAAUGUACUGCAGAGUUUUGCAUAGGUUCAACGUUACACCACCCGAAUAUCAUAGAAACCUUGGAUAUAUUUAGCGAUGCGAAGCAAAACAAGUACUACGAGGUGAUGGAGUACUGCCCGAUCGACUUUUUCGCCGUGGUCAUGUCUGGCCAAAUGACCCGGGGUGAGAUUAAUUGCUGUCUUCGCCAACUUACGGAAGGUGUCAAGUAUUUACACGAGAUGGGACUCGCGCACCGAGAUUUGAAGCUUGAUAACUGUGUGAUGAGCACCGAGGGGCUUUUAAAGCUAAUCGAUUUCGGUAGUGCUGUUGUUUACAAAUAUCCAUUCGACUCUAACAUCACCAUGGCCCACGGAAUUGUCGGCAGCGAUCCUUAUUUGGCUCCGGAAGUAAUGACAUCGACCAAGCGAUAUGAUCCACAGUGUGUGGAUGUUUGGUCCAUUGGGAUCAUUUACUGCUGUAUGAUGUUAAAAAGAUUUCCGUGGAAAACACCUAAGGACACUGACGAAAACUUCAGGCUUUUUUGCCUACCUGACGAUGUCGAGCACGACUACGUUAAAUCCGCUCAAGAGCACGAAAAACUCAUGAAACAGAGACGUCAAGAGAAGCAUAGAAGUAGAAAGUUGAAGGAAGAGGCAGAUGAGAAUUCAACAUGCGCAGAACGCGCUCUACCGAGUCAAGCACCUGAAAAUGCAUCGUCUCGAUGCCAAAACGAGAAUGGAGGUCACCAGAUAGAGGAGGGAGUUGGAAAGAUUGACGACAGUAAAGCCACGCCGAAGAAUGAAAGGGAAGCACUAGGCGAGAAGCAAGGUGGAUCGCAAACUGUAAAAGAUCACGAGUCUCAAGCUGAAAGAACAACUAUGAAAGGGGAGCAGACUGUUGAACAGAAUGAUGAGCCCAGAGCAUCAACUCAUGAUGCAUCUCAGGCUGGUAUAGAGGAAAGGCAAUUACCAUCCAAGGCGUAUGCGCACGAUGCCGCAGAUCCACGGCCUUCAUCUCCAGUGCCCCAACUGCAUCAGCAAAAGCACAGAUCUCGCGAGCAUGGCAGGAGUAAAAGAGUGAUGAAUGGGCCCUAUCGACUUCUGCGUCUGUUACCACAUGCCUCCAGACCCAUAAUGUCUCGAAUACUAACCAUUGAUCCUAAGGAAAGGGCAACUAUGCAGGAAAUUUACCAGGAUCCCUGGUUUUCUACCAUUCCCUACUGUACUAAUGAUCUCAAAAAGGUUGUCAGACACGCUGCAGGUCACACGCACACCGUUGUAUGUGAAGAAGACGCACACUUGGAGCACUACGAAGGUAAACCCUAA